Molecule: messenger RNA, 1182 nt
Organism: Tetrapisispora phaffii CBS 4417
Lineage: Eukaryota; Fungi; Ascomycota; Saccharomycetes; Saccharomycetales; Saccharomycetaceae
Product: glycerol-3-phosphate dehydrogenase family protein
Exons: 1
Coding region: 1-1182 (393 amino acids)
Biological process (GO): carbohydrate metabolic process; glycerol-3-phosphate catabolic process
Cellular component (GO): nucleus; glycerol-3-phosphate dehydrogenase (FAD) complex; cytosol
Molecular function (GO): glycerol-3-phosphate dehydrogenase [NAD(P)+] activity; NAD binding; protein homodimerization activity
Source: RefSeq, a predicted model, not a curated record
AUGUCUCAAGCUCCCGCUUCAAUGAAACAAAUGUCUCAGAUGGACUCCGUUGCCACCAUGGUCGCUCUCGACAAGCCUUUCAAGGUCGCUGUCAUCGGCUCCGGUAAUUGGGGCACCACCAUCGCCAAGGUCGUUGCUGAAAACUGUAGCAAAUACAAGAACUUGUUCAAGAGCAGGGUCGACAUGUGGGUCUUCGAAGAGCAAAUCGACGGCAGAAACUUGACCGAGAUCAUCAACCAGGACCACGAGAACGUCAAGUACUUGCCCAAGAUCAAGCUGCCCCAGAAUUUGGUUGCCAACCCCGACCUUGUCGCCACUGCCAAGGACGCCGACAUCCUGGUGUUCAACAUCCCCCAUCAGUUCUUGAGACGUAUCUGUGCCCAAUUGAAAGGUCACAUCAACCCCAACGCAAGAGCCAUCUCCUGUUUGAAAGGUUUCGAACUGACCGAAAAGGGUGUCCGUCUGUUGUCCGACUACAUUGAAGACGAGUUGAAUAUCACCUGCGGUGCUCUUUCAGGUGCUAAUAUCGCCAUGGAGGUCGCCAAGAAGAAGUGGUCGGAAACCACGGUCGCUUACCACAUGCCAGAGGACUACAGAGGUGACGGGUACGACGUCAACCACGACGUCUUGAAGGCUUUGUUCCACAGACCUUACUUCCACGUCUCCGUCAUCGAAGACGUCGCUGGUAUCUCCAUCGCUGGUGCUUUGAAGAACGUCGUCGCUUUGGCCGUCGGUUUCGUCGAAGGUUUGGGCUGGGGUAACAACGCUGCCGCUGCUAUUCAAAGAGUCGGUCUAGGUGAAAUCAUCAAGUUCGGGCAAACUUUCUUCCCUGAAUCAAAGGUCGAAACCUACUACAAAGAAUCCGCUGGUGUCGCUGAUUUGAUCACCACUUGUUCCGGUGGUAGAAACGUCAAGGUCGCUAGACUAAUGGCUACUUCUGGUAAGUCUGCUGAAGAGUGUGAAAAGGAACUAUUGAACGGUCAAUCUGCUCAAGGUAUCAUCACCGCAAAAGAAGUCCACGACUGGCUAAAACAAUGUAACAAGGUCGACGAAUUCCCAUUAUUGAACGCAGUCUACGAAAUCGUCUACAACAACGUCCCAAUGAGCUCCAUUCCAGAAAUGAUCGAGGAAUUGGGUUCUUUAGGUCCACAUAUUCUAAGUAUGAUUGAAGAAGAGAAAUAA